Messenger RNA from Zygosaccharomyces rouxii, 519 nucleotides. RefSeq names its product mitochondrial 54S ribosomal protein bL31m (gene MRPL36). Gene Ontology annotation, biological process: mitochondrial translation. Gene Ontology annotation, molecular function: structural constituent of ribosome. The coding region runs from base 1 to 519 and encodes 172 amino acids. The transcript has a single exon. Lineage: Eukaryota; Fungi; Ascomycota; Saccharomycetes; Saccharomycetales; Saccharomycetaceae. The record is from RefSeq and is a predicted model, not a curated record. Gene Ontology annotation, cellular component: mitochondrial large ribosomal subunit.
AUGCUCAGAUCAUUGGUAUUAAAGAGGUGUGCCUCUUCUGGUCCCCCUCAAGGAUCCAGUCAACUGUCGAUACCUAGAAGACCCGCUAGAAAGAUCCGCCUUGGUAAAGCCAGGCCUGCAAUUUAUCACCAAUUCGAUGUGUUAGUAGAACUGAGUGAUGGUAGUGUAGUGAGGAGGAGGUCCCAGUUUCCUAAGAAUGAAAUUAGAUUGAUUCAAGACCAGAGAAAUAAUCCAUUGUGGAAUCCAACUAGAACGGAUCUGGUGGUAGUAGACGCUAAUGCAAGUGGUAAAGUGGAUAGAUUUAAGCAAAAAUAUGGCUCUCUAUUUUCUAGCGAGGAUAAAUCUAAGGGUGUGCAGCAAGAAGAACAGCCUAGUACAAAGAAGGCAGAACCUGAAGCUGAAGUUGCAGCUGAAGACGAAGAUGAAUUUGGUAUGGAUGACUACCUGUCGCUGUUGAACGAUAGUUCUAAACAGAUCAAGACCGGUAAAUUGGCUACCAAGAAGAGGGAUAAGAAAUGA